AUGGCCAAGAUGAUGGAUCGCGUGCAGAGGCAGGUGAUGAAGGAGAAGCUGGCCAAUUUCGACCUUCUCAAGGACCUUCCCCUUGCCGCAAAGGAGGAGUUGAUGAGCGUUGUUGAACAGGUCCAUUACCCAAAGGGUAGUGUGUUGUUCUACGAGGGUGAGUCCUCGUUCGACCUGUUCCUCAUCCUCGAUGGAGAGGUCACGGUCUACAAAAAAUCGCCUUCUGCUGAGGAGCAGGAGCAGGCCCAGGCGGCUCCCGCUGGUCGACGGAUGUCGAUGGUGCGCCGGAAAUCUUCGGGCCUCAUAAUGGAUGAGCCGGCGGAGCAGCAAUAUGGCCAGAGCAUCGGCACCAUUCGCUCCGGCCAGGCUGUGGGUGUGGUGGCUUUGAUGGAGAGCCAGCCUCGCUCUGCCACGGCACUGGUUUCGGAGCCUGGCGAGAUGCUCCUCGUCAGGAAGGCCGAUUUCGUGCGGCUCAUCAAAGAGCCCAUGAGCAGAGACUGGGUGGAGAAAGACAGGUUCCUGCAGGAUCACCUUGUGGGCAUCCGAGAACAUGCGAAGAGCUUCGUGCCGAUCACUGGCAAGUCGCACGCGACGCAUAUGUUCGCCAAGAAGAAGUAUCUUCCCGGCCAUAUCUUCUUGCACGAGGGCCAGGUGGCGGAGGGUGCGCUUUACGUCAUUUUCGAGGGCUCUGUGGAAUUCUUUCGGGCUGCCUCAGGCACAACCGCCAGACUUCGUGAAGCAUGGAAAAACCCGGUAAUGGAGCAGCGGAAGCCUCUGGGCUUGCUUCAGCCGACGAGUGCUGGUGUCAUCGCCCGCGAGUACAGGCUUUGCGCCAUGUUGCCCGGGGGCCUUUUCAGCUCCGCCAGCUUCACCGGCGGAGAGAAAACGACGGAGGAGUUCUCAGUCAUCGCAGGCCCAAAGGGCUGCGUGGUCUUCGAGUCUGUGGGAGACAACUUCCAGAAGCUCCCUUUGAAGGUGGUUUCUGCAGCAAGGGAGGUCUUGUCCAAGGUGGCGCAGGUUCAUCAAGAGAGGUGCGGGGUGCUUCUGGCGACCCUUGAUUCAGGAAGCGAGGAGAAUCCAGCCAAGUCACUUGGCAAAACGGGCUUGGGUAUGGAAAGCAGGUGCCGCAAAGGAGUGGCGGUGGCUCAGGCAAACAUCGUCGCCUGA
Messenger RNA from Symbiodinium sp. CCMP2592, 1167 nucleotides. The record is from the annotation of a GenBank genome assembly. Lineage: Eukaryota; Dinophyceae; Suessiales; Symbiodiniaceae.